UAAAUUUAUGCUAUUUUUAUGAAAUGUAAUGUAAUGUUUCAUAAAGUUGUGCUUAGAGUUUCUCAAUUUGAUAUCAAGAAUGUUACCUCCAACAUCACCAACCUGUCUCAACUUGACUUCAGACGACAACCUUCAACCGCUCUCAUUGUGAGUUACGGGUUACACCAGAAUGGAUAAAAAGAUGCAUACUCCCAUCAAUUGUCUACAGUCCUGUAUUGGUGGAACCCACAAAUCUGCCUAUGUAACAUCCAUCUUGAAGCACCAGAAUACCAGCUGAUUCGUUGCUGUGCUUGUGUGAGAAACCAACCGAAGAUAAUGUCAAUUUCGUGAUGCAUCCUUUCGAUCAAUCAUGCUUACAGUUUAAACAACACUUAAGUGUAUUUAUUGUACGACUACUAUCUAUCUACCCCUCAUGCUUGACAUCAUGCUUUAUUUCUUCUCAGCUCAAACAUCACUUCCCAUCCAACCUAUCAAUAUCAAAACUUAUUUGCAACCCCCAUCACAAAGAAAACAAUAAACCAAACACCAUCAUGUCGCUGAAAGGCAAGGUAAUCGCCAUCACUGGGGGUGCAUCAGGAAUGGGUCUAGCCACAGCCAAGCUUCUCAGCUCACGAGGCGCAAUCGUCUGCAUUGGAGAUAUCUCCCGCGAAUCUAUCGACAGCGCUAUGGGAGGUGUCUUUCCAACACAGGCCAAGGGAUCGAUAGUGGAUGUUUCAAAUCGCAAAUCAGUUGAUGAUUGGAUUGAUGAGAUUGUUAAAGAGUUUGGGAAGCUUGAUGGUGCCGCCAAUUGCGCGGGGAUUAUUAGUAAACAUUUUGGAACAAAAAAGAUUCAAGAGUUGGAGGAUGAGGAUUGGAAUAAAAUCAUUGCCGUCAAUCUCACUGGAAUGAUGUACUCCUUGAGGGCUGAGCUAUCAAAGAUGGAAGAUGGUGGUAGUAUUGUCAAUAUAGCAUCGGUGGCAGGAACACAAGGUUAGUUAUUCUUCGUUUUCCCGUCGAAUGGGUCGAUAACUGAGUUCCUGCUAAUCUUAUGUUCUUCGGUGUAGGUUAUCCAGGAUGCGCUCCUUACGUCGCCAGUAAACAUGGAGUUAUUGGUCUCACUCGUAGUGCUGCGAAAGAGGUCGGUGAUAGAAAUAUCCGAGUGAAUGCUUUAGCUCCAGGUCAAAUCGAUACACCAAUGUUGGCGCAAGGUCGAGAAGUUGCUACUGAGAAUGUAUUCAAUUCUGUUGCCUUGAAUCGAUUUGGUACUGCCGAGGAAAUGGCUGCGAUUAUUGCCUUCUUGUUGUGUGAGGAAAGUUCUUAUGUUACUGGCGCGGUUUAUACUGCAGAUGGUGGAAUCAGUACUUGAAUUAUACAAUUAUACAAUGUUUUAAGUUCUACAGUCGGGUGAAAAUGAGCCAAUUCUGUCGGGGAGGUGCCGCUUCCUUAAGUCAAUUCUAGGAAAUGUGAUAGUAGCGGCUUUCUUUAGUGAUUUUUCAUUGGUGAUCUAAUAAAAUCCUCUACUGAACUUCUAGAACUUUGAGCCUGGCUCAAACUAUGUUUGUACAAGCAGCGAAAUAUGAAGAAUUCCCUCUAAUCAUAACAAGUU
Messenger RNA from Sclerotinia trifoliorum, 1585 nucleotides. The record is from the annotation of a GenBank genome assembly. NCBI's taxonomy places the organism in Eukaryota, Fungi, Ascomycota, Leotiomycetes, Helotiales, Sclerotiniaceae.